Messenger RNA from Aspergillus tanneri, 546 nucleotides. It is a transcript of the gene UBC11, whose product is annotated as putative ubiquitin conjugating enzyme (UbcK). The record is from RefSeq and is a predicted model, not a curated record. Bases 1 to 546 code for a protein of 181 amino acids. Lineage: Eukaryota; Fungi; Ascomycota; Eurotiomycetes; Eurotiales; Aspergillaceae. The transcript is spliced from 3 exons.
AUGGACUACACAAUGGAGGAUACCCAGAACGCCGCCCCCGAUAUGCUGGAGACGUCCAAGUUAAACUCGGGCGCUCAGAAGAAUGACAGUCAGAGCGUCACCAAACGCCUUCAAGCUGAGCUGAUGCAACUUAUGCUCUCUCCUUCCCCUGGUAUCUCCGCCUUCCCAGACGCAGACGGCAACCUUCUUUCCUGGACUGCCACCAUCUCCGGACCGACCGAAACGCCAUAUGAAGGACUAAAAUUCAAGCUGUCGUUUGUUUUCCCGAACAACUAUCCUUAUGCUCCGCCCACUGUCCUCUUCAAGACGCCUAUCUACCACCCUAAUGUCGACUUCUCCGGUCGCAUCUGCCUGGAUAUCCUGAAAGACAAGUGGAGCGCCGUGUACAAUGUUCAGAGUGUGCUUCUCAGUCUGCAGAGCUUGCUCGGGGAGCCAAACAACGCGAGUCCUUUGAAUGCUCAAGCAGCUGAUCUGUGGAGCGCAGACCACGAGGAAUACAAGCGCCACGUCCUCGCGAGGCAUCGCGACGUUGACGAUAUUGAAUAA